This is a messenger RNA of Centruroides sculpturatus (bark scorpion), 2769 nucleotides long. RefSeq names its product probable 28S rRNA (cytosine-C(5))-methyltransferase. The transcript has 6 exons. The record is from RefSeq and is a predicted model, not a curated record. Gene Ontology annotation, molecular function: methyltransferase activity. Gene Ontology annotation, biological process: rRNA base methylation. Lineage: Eukaryota; Metazoa; Arthropoda; Arachnida; Scorpiones; Buthidae. Gene Ontology annotation, cellular component: nucleolus. The coding region runs from base 5 to 2479 and encodes 824 amino acids.
UUCCAUGGUAAAGCGUGAUCAGAAAAACUUUGGAAACAAACCCGAAAACGCUCAUCUAAGAAUAUAUGAAACAGUAGCUACUGUUUUACGACUGAUCGAUGAAAAAAGGGGAAGUAUUAAAAAUUUAAUAUAUUCCCAUGCGUCUAAGGUUAGAAAGACUGAAGUGAAGACAUUAUAUGCACUUGUUUAUGAAUCAUUGAGAUAUAAACAUGCACUAGCAUGCAUUGUAAAUAAAGUUAAAUUAUUUGAAAAGGAGAAGAAAUUUGACAUAUAUCUUGCUUGGGUUUUGGUUUAUGAUCUGUUACUUGGUUUGAAAAAAUUGCCUGGAAAUAGUGAACCUGUAAAUAUAAUUUUAAAAUAUGAGUCAAGAUUGAAAGAAGCAUUGGAAAAACAUUUAAAAGAAAAAUCUGCUGCAUCUGCUGAAGAAUUGGUGAAAGAUAUAUUUAAGCCUAGUAUGCUCCCACGUUAUGUUCGAGUAAACACAAUUUUGACAACAGUAGCUGAUGUUUUGCAAAAACUUGAAAACGAUGGUUACCAACAAGUAAAGUAUCAGAAAAAAUGUAUAACAUUAAACAAAUAUUAUGAUAUGAUAAGAAGUCUUGAAAGAAAGCAAUUUAUUCAAGAUAUUCAUUUCGGAGAUUUACUUGUUUUUGCUUACAGUGAGAACUUGGCAGUAAAUUCUUUGUAUAAAGAUAGUCAUAUUAUUUUACAAGAUAAGACAAGCUAUUUAGCUGCUAAAAUGCUCUCACCUCCACCAAAUAGUAUUGUUCUUGAUGGUUGUGCUGCUCCAGGAAUUAAAACAAUUCACCUUGCCACCUAUAUGAAAAAUACUGGAAAAUUAUAUGCUUGUGACAUUAAUUCUGAAAGAUUAACAGUUUUGAAAAAACUUGUAAGUUCAUCAGGAGUUAAAAACUGUAAACCUUAUCUUCAAAAUUUUACCGAGAUUGACCCAGAGAAUUCAAAAUUUUCUGAUGCCGAAUAUAUAUUACUAGAUCCAUCUUGCUCCGGUAGUGGAAUGGUUAACAGAAUGGACUAUAUAACGGAUGAUGAAUUGUCAAAAUCUAAGUCUAGGAUACAAAAAUUGUCAAGAUUUCAAGCAAAUUUGCUAAGAUGUGCAUUAAGUUUCCCAAAAGUAAAGAGAAUUGUAUAUUCCACCUGCUCUAUUAACCAUAUAGAAAAUGAAGAAGUUAUAAAAGAAUGUUUGAGUAAAUGCAACAAAAAUUUUCGUGUUGUCAAAGCUUUCCCAAUUUGGCCAAUACGUGGGAAUAAAAACUAUGAGUUUGGAAGGUUUUGUUUGAGAGCUUAUCCAGAGAAAAGUCUAACUAAUGGGUUUUUCAUAGCUGUGCUUGAAAGGGUAGAGAAUACUGAAGAUACUUUUGAUAAUACUGUAUCAGAUUCAGAAGAGAAAGAUGAACUUCAAAGUAUUGAACAAAAUCCAAAUAAAAACAGAAAACUAGAGACUGAAGAUACUUUUUCUAGUAAUAAUGAUGAUCAAACCUCCAUUAAAGAAUUUAAAGAAAUUAAAAGAAAUAAUUUGAUACAAAGUAUAGAUGAUAAAGAUGACAGUGAUUCAGAAGACGAAGAAAAGAAAUGUGAAAAAGUAACAAAAGUUGAAAGUUUUCAAGAAGUAAAUAGUGAUGAAAAUGAAGAUGUUGAUGAGGUUGAUGAUGAUGAAGAAACAAAGGAGGAGGAGGAUGAAGAAAAAGAUUACGAUGAUGAAAUUUAUUCUGAUAUUAAAAAGAUGCCAAAUUCUCUAAAAAGGAAAACAAACAUUGCUGAAAAGAAAACAACUGUUCCUAAAAAGAAAGCAAAAAUUACAUUUCAUAAGGUAAGCAAAAUCAACGACAAGGCUAAUAAUGUUGAUGAAGAAAGUGAUUAUUCUGGAGAUGAAAAGGAAGUAAUAAGACUUCCAAAAAGGAAAACAAUCACUUCUAAAAAGAAAGUUCCAGUUAUAUCUUAUAAAGAUAGCAAUAGUGAUGAUAAAGGUAACAGUGUUAAUGAAGAAAGUGAAUAUUAUUCUGAGGAUGAAAAAGUAAGUUCUCGAAAAAGGAAAAUAAUCACUCCUAGAGGAAAUGCUGCCACUCCUAAGAAGAGAAUUCCAAUUACAUCGUAUGAGAAUAGUAAAAUUGAUGAUGAGAUUAAUAGUGAUGAAGAAGAAAAUGAAAUAUAUUGUAGUAACAAAAAGAAAAUGCCCAGUUCUUUUAAAGAGAAAGGAAUCACCUCUAAAAAGAAAAUUCCAUUUAUAUUUUAUGAAGAAGACAAGAGUGAUGGUGAAUUUAGCAGUUUUGAUGAUGAAAACAAAGUUUCUUUGGACAGUAAAGAGAAAGCAACUUCUCUAAAAAAGAAAAAAGUCACAUUUAUAAAUAAGGAGCCAGUUAUAUUCGAAACGCCUAAAAAGAAGACAUCUAAAAAUAAAAAACGCAAAAACAGAAUACAAAUCACAAAAAAGAAAAAGUGCUUAAGAAGAAUAAAAAAUUAAAUACUUUUCUUGAAUGAAAAUUCUGAAAAAUAAAAUACAGAAAAUCAUUCACGGUGCAUGAUUCAGCCAGAACUAUUGCAUUCACAUCACUACUAAAUUAGUAUUUUUAAAAAUUAUUUAAAAAUGAAGACGGGACAGAUACUUUUUUAUAAACAUGUAAAGUUUAUAAUAUAAUUAUUCAUUACUAUUACAUUUCUUUAAGCAUGAAGUAUGCUUAUGUAUAAACAUUGCAUAUGCUUAUAUAUAAGCAUUGUGUUUUUAUCUGAAAAUAAAGCAUUGUUUUAUUUUUU